Messenger RNA from Psylliodes chrysocephalus, 1721 nucleotides. Lineage: Eukaryota; Metazoa; Arthropoda; Insecta; Coleoptera; Chrysomelidae. The record is from the annotation of a GenBank genome assembly.
CAACUCCUCUGCCGUCAACGGCGUCAACUAAGUGGCAUAGCUCUUUCGAUGCAAAGGAAAAGACCUAAUAGGAUUGUUGGCCUGCUUACUUAACAAGUCAAAGAUACGAAUAGUGAGUGCCUAACCUCUUACCUAUGUGCCUAACUUUGCAGUUGUUGUGGCAGUUGUGGCUAUUCAACAUAACCAAGAACAUAAAUAUUUAUUUCUAUAAAAAUAAUACAAAAACAAAAAAUGAGUUAUAAUGGUACCCCCCCGACAAAAAUUAGAAAAAUACAAGAAAAACCCCCAGCCAAUCCAGUUAAGGUUGAAGGAUUACAGACAUUUUCAAGUUCUACAAGGUUGUGUCCAUACCUAGAUACAAUUAAUAGACAAUACUUAGAUUUCGAUUUUGAGAAAUUAUGUUCAGUAUCAUUAACUAGAAUCAAUGUAUAUGCUUGUCUCGUUUGUGGAAAAUAUUUCCAAGGAAGAGGUACUAACACACAUGCAUAUACUCACUCGGUAGCAGAAGGUCAUCAUGUUUUCCUUAAUUUGCAGACUCUUAAAUUUUACUGUUUGCCAGAUAACUACGAAAUCAUAGAUUCGUCUUUAGAUGACAUAAAGUAUGUGUUAAAUCCAACAUUUUCUGAAUAUCACAUCAAAAAUUUGGAUUCCUCUACAAAACUUUCAAGAGCAAUAGAUGGUUCACUUUAUGUGCCUGGUAUAGUGGGCUUAAAUAACAUCAAAGCUAAUGAUUAUUGCAAUGUAGUCUUACAAGCUCUAUCACAUGUUACACCAUUGAGAAACUAUUUCUUAAGAGAAGAGAAUUAUAGUAAUGUAAGAAGACCACCUGGUGACUCAGCUUACCUUCUUGUCCAAAGGUUUGGUGAACUUAUGAGAAAAUUAUGGAAUCCCAGAAACUUCAAAGCCCAUGUGUCUCCUCAUGAAAUGUUACAGGCUGUAGUCUUAUGGAGUAAAAAACAGUUUCAAUUUACUCAACAAGGAGAUCCAAUAGAUUUUUUGUCUUGGUUUCUAAAUGCCCUUCACAAAGCUCUCAAUGGUACAAAGAAAAAGGAUAGUUCUAUAAUAUAUAAAUCAUUUUUGGGCAAUAUGAAAAUUUAUACAAGAAAAAUACCUUCAUUGGAUCUUAAUGAAAAAGAAAAAAAAUCCCUUUUAGCUACCCCAGAAUACCAGGAGGUUGAAACAGAGUCUCCGUUUUUGUAUUUAACUUGUGACUUACCUCCCCCACCUUUGUUUAUAGACGAAUUUAGGGAGAACAUUAUUCCUCAAGUAAACUUAUAUCAGCUGAUAGCAAAAUUCAAUGGACAAACAGAGAAAGAGUACAAAACUUAUAAGGAAAAUUUCAUGAAGAGGUUUGAAAUUACUAGGCUGCCACCUUAUCUUAUACUUUAUAUUAAGAGAUUCACAAAAAAUACCUUUUACGUGGAAAAAAAUCCAACCAUAGUGAAUUUUCCAGUAAGGAAUGUGGACUUUUCCGAAUUUUUAACUCCAGAAAUUAUAGCAAAACAUAAAAACACCAUUUAUGAUUUAGUAGCCAAUAUAGUACACGAUGGUGAGCCGAAUAAAGGUACCUACAGAGUACAUAUUUUACAGAAGUCCACUGGUCAAUGGUAUGAGAUGCAAGAUUUACACGUAACUGAUAUUUUACCGCAAAUGAUCACUUUAACUGAAGCUUAUAUACAAAUUUAUGAAUUAAGGACUACCCAAUAAAUUUUUUAUUAAGA